Molecule: messenger RNA, 657 nt
Organism: Cotesia congregata
Lineage: Eukaryota; Metazoa; Arthropoda; Insecta; Hymenoptera; Braconidae
Source: the annotation of a GenBank genome assembly
AUGAUGGGUGAUCAAUUUCGCACUAAAGUUGAACAAUAUUCGCCAAAAUCAUCUCCAAGGGGUGCGCGAUCGCCCGUUGUAUCACGUCAGGAUUCAACGGGAACUCUUAAAACAACAAUAUCCCUUGGGAAAAAUCCUUCGAUUGUUCACAGUGGACCUUUCUACUUGAUGAAAGAACCUCCUGGGGAGAGCGAACUUACUGGAGCUACUAAUUUGAUGAAUUAUUAUAAUCUUGAGCACUCUUAUAGUAAAUUCAGUGGUAAAAAAUUAAAAGAACAACUAUCAUCAUUUCUUCCAAAUCUUCCUGGAAAAGAAUUACUUCCUCUAAAUAUCCACCAACUAUCAGGAUUUCGAUUACAUCCUGGACCACUGCCGGAGCAAUAUCGACAUGUUAAUCAAACACCUCAAAGAAAACACAAGAACAAGCACAAGAAGCAUAAACACAAGCCUGGAGACGUGCCAGCUGGACACGAGAUAGCGACAACCGAUAUUGCUGGAUCGGAUACCCACGAAAAGAAGCACAAAAAACAGAAAAGGCACGACGAGGAGAAAGAAGCCAGGAAGAAGCGCAAGAAAGAAAAAAAAAGAAAAAAACAAAAGCACAGUCCUGAACACCCUGGUGGAUUGACACCCUCGCAGCAUUCCAACUCCAAUUAA